Molecule: messenger RNA, 7257 nt
Organism: Symbiodinium sp. CCMP2456
Lineage: Eukaryota; Dinophyceae; Suessiales; Symbiodiniaceae
Source: the annotation of a GenBank genome assembly
AUGGCAAUGGCAGAUGCAGCUGUGGGCCAAGCAUUCGUCAGCACCCGUGCGCCGCCUCUCCAGCAGCCAACCACAGGCCGAAGGGCGCCGCGUGGUCCGGAUACAGGGUGUCCCAGGUGCUUGUCAACAUCGACUGCUGCAGCGGCAGUCGCAGCCACGGUAGCUUUCGCAAGGCAGCAGCGUGGACUACAAGCUUCGGCCCGCAGGAGACCCGUCUGCUUGCGGGCUUCAGAAACUUUGGCUGAGACGGAGGUCCAGGAGAAGUUGUUGAGUGAUGCCUGGGAGCAUGCGCUGCUCAAUCGAGAAGGAUCAGUCUUCACCGAACCAGAGCUUUUCGCAGAGAUUCUCGGCUCGCUGAAUGAGCCAGGCGAGAAGCAGGGCCCGGUGUACUUCGAGCGCGUCACGAGGGCGUCCAGCCAGAGCCAGGACAUCGUGCUCUAUGUGCCUGGGAUCGACUUCUCCGGCGGGUUUGCGGCUCCUCAGUUUCGUCCUCUUGCUGAAGCUGGCCACGAGUUGUGGCGCUGUUGGGUGGCUGCUGACAACCGAACGCCAUUUGUCGAGAUGGUGGAUCGCUUGGAGGCGUGGGUGCGAAGCCAGAAAGAGUCCGGACGGCAGGUGGUACUCUUUGGUGAGUCUUUUGGUGGUUUGCUCUCCCUGGCCGUCGCGUUGCGGAUGGGCGGUGAGGCUUUGAAAGGUAAUCUCCAGCAAGAAUCUUCCUGGAACUUGAUGUUUGUCUUCCAUGUGCUUUUGCUCAUACCGACGCACAUCUUCGCACUACAUGAGGAGACAGGACAUUCGGCAAAGUCACACACAGCACUCCUGAGAAGCGAGCCGGCAGCAGGCGCCAGCGAUGAAAUGACUAUGUCGCAGCCUUGGGGCAGCCACCCAGGUGAUCCAUUUGGCUCUUUGGGCGGUGGAUUUGGAGCCCCGGGCUUGGGGCCACUCAACCAGAUGGGAAGCCCAGGACAGAUCGGGAUGCCACCAGGCUUUGGUCAACCACCCAUGGGGCCUGGAGGUUUCCCUGGAAUGGGCCCUGGCAUGGGUCCCCCCUUGGGCCCGGGCAUGGGUCCUGGCAUGCAUCCCGGCAUGGGUCCCGGCAUGAGCCCCGCCAUGCAGCCCGCUAUGCAGCCCGGAAUGGGCCCUCCCGGCAUGCCCAUGGUUGUAAGCAGCAGCGCAGGAGGAGCCGGAGGCGACAUGGCUCCGGCGAACCCCUCUGAUCCUCGCGCGGGCUCCGAGUGCGUAGUGCCCAUGUGGAAUGCGGAGGAGUUCCUUUGUGAAGAGCAUGCCGACUUGAAGGAUGAGGCCACAUACGAAGAUGCAAAAGGUAUCCGACGGAAGAGGAUGCAUGACGGGGCAGACUGCACCUGCCAGUGCCCUAAAGCCCGCUGGUGGCAAGUGCCGAGUCAAGAGACCUUGGUGUGCAAAGAUGGGCGCUGGCGCGAUGACACGGGCCAUCCAGCAAAGGACUUGGUGUGCGAUACGUCCAACAGGUUCUACUUCUCGUCGCUUGGUGUUUUGAUCCUUGCAGCCUUCGUGGCCACUCCUGGGGGCCGCAAGAGCUUCAGACAGGCAGUCGCACGUCCUCUGGCUGCAGCAGGUUUCACAGGCAAGGACUCCAAGGAGGGAGCAGCCGCAGCGAAGGACCCCAAGGAGGGAGAAGCUGAAGCGUCUAAGGCUCCCGACGACAAAAGCCCUCCUGAGGGUGAGGACAUUCAAGACCUGUUCCAGGACCUGGCGAAGACUGUGCUGGAUUUGGCGAGCAGCUUCGAUCCGCGCCUCCUGAGGUUGGGCAGGCUGUUCUCAAAGAUCGCGCUGAAUCUUCUCAGCCCCAAGAAGGCCCAAGAUGGACCGAACUUGGAUCCAGAAGUCGAGAACUUCUUGCUGUAUCCGGAGAACUUGGCGCAGUUGCUGCCACCAGAGACUGUUCGUUUCCGGCUUCGUCAUUGGUUGCGCGACGGCUGCGAAAUCGUGAGGCUGGAGAAGUUGUGCAACGGCAUCCCUGCCGUCCUCGUCCUGUGCAUCGACUGGUCUGCAGACCUGCGUCAGCCAGAACAGGAGGAGUCGCAGGUGCUGCAUUACUUGCAGCACGCGCGGCGGCAAGCGAAGGAGCGCGACCUUCGAUUGCUGAUUUUCAUCGUUCUCCACGAGAACACCGCAGACCCGGAGGCUGCUUGCGCGUUCCUCCGCAAUCAGCCUGAGUUUGCUGGACUUGUGGUGGCGGUUGGCACAAGCGAUCUCCCGAUGAAGGCGCCGAAGCUCGAGCGGCUCAUCUACCAGAGUGCCAUGUCCUUCUAUGCGGAUGAGGAGAAACGGCUGCGCAAGCCUUGGGCACCGAAAGUUCCAGUCUCAACAUCGGCGCACACUGCCAUGCAGGUCAGAAUGCACUUCAAGGUUGCCUUUCUGAACGAAUUCCGCAAAGAUGUGCGCGCCGCCUUGACAUUCUAUAUCAAGGCCUAUGAGCUGCUGCUCAACGAGUCCGAUAUUGCUGAUGCCGUCGAAAGAAUGGAUCUGUGCAACCACAUAACUGUCAGGAUGUAUGAGAGAUACUUUGCAUCACACGACGUGGGUGCUGCUGUUCACCAUUGCCGCGUGCAUACGUCUUCGCUCAGAAGAUGCUGUGCUGAUGGCGACGAGCUGGUUUGGCGCAAGUUUCGCUGGUUGUCUCUGAAUCACGUUAUCUUUGGUGACUUCCUCGACACAAUGUCACAAAAGGCGCCUAUGCUUAUCGACCAGAAUGACCUCUGGCAGUUCCCGGGAUAUCACUACCAGGUGGCGGCGAGCUAUGCCCGACGACUACGUGAGUGGGCGUUGCGCUGCCUGGAGCCCGGGCACCUGCCAGCCUCAACGGGCCAGGGUGGCGAGCUCCGGCCCUCUCCAUUCUUGGGCCAGGCGGGAGUGCUGGAGCGGCCGUCAGAGGUCGAGGCACCUGCCAGAGAGGUGGCCUUGCGGUUGGCGCAUGCGGAGGCGAAACUCUGCACGGAGCACGCAGACCGCAGCUUGAAGCUGCUGAUCCGGGCACAGGCCGCUGCGAAGGAGCGCGGCUAUUCCGCGUGGAUCACCGCCUCUCAAGCCCGAGUGGCUGAGGCUUACCUGUGUGAGCCUGGCAGUGGGCAUCAAGAAGCUGCACGCAAUUUGUUUGAGCGUUUGCGGCAGAUGCCGGCACCUUCCUGGCCGUCGCUACGACGAUUUUCUUUGGAACGCUCACUGCUGUGUUGUUUGACAGCACUUGGCCUUCCAGUCCCUGCGCUUUGUUCCUCAAGUCGAGCAACUCCUGCCAGCUCCUCCAUGGACUCUUCGGCUGAGCCGUCACCAACGCAGGACCAUGGCAUGUUGAGGAGGAGUCUGGUCCAAGACGCCUUCGAGUACAUGAAGCUGCCAGAAUCUGCGGUCUCAGCCGACUUGAGCCAGGCAGAAGAGCUUGUGGCCUUGGCUGUCCGGGCUGCUCACGAAGAGGCUGACAGCAUCGAGGUGCAGCUAAGCCAAUGCCAGGUUUCUUGGAGCCAGGCCACAGAAGAUCCAGAUGUGUUUCAUGUGCUCUUCGGCAACAAUGAACUGCCCAUCAGCUUGGAGCUAGCAAGCUCUUCUGCAAGCACUACCACUGGAUCUGUGCCUUUGACCAUCGAACUCGGUGAAGGUCAGACCUGGAAGGCCGGGUGCCCACUGCGGCUCCGGGGCUCCUUACCAGGCGCUGGGGCGGCGGUGACGACGGUUCGCCUGGUUUGGGCCCGGUCCACAUCAGUGGUAUUUGUAGGCACAUGUGAGCAGCCUUGCGAUUCCUGCGACUUGAUCAGUGACGCUGGACGUCACUCGGGGUUUCCCGCCUUCAACCUUGUUGACGGCACUUCGAGUGCACGGGAGUCCGAGGAAGGCGCACGCAAACCCAGCGACCUCCGGCUGAAUCUGGAGGCUGAGACGGUUCUCCCAGUGGAGCCCGUGGCUGGCUUGGUUUCCGAGUGCUUCAUCUUCUACGUCGUGAUCUACGCAUGGCCGGAGCGACCGUCACCAGAAUCCUGCCAAGUAGGUCUUACCUGCCACGCCCGUUUCAGCGAGGACCUGGACGACAGCACCCCCGCACACUUAGCAGAAAAGCCCACAGGCCUUCGCAUAGACCUCCUGAAGGCUUCCGGUGCUGACAAACCAUUUGAUUUGGAGCCCCUAGCACUGGGUACCUCGAAAGUGGUGGCGGGUUUUUCUACGUCCGAGCUCAAGGCAUCCGAAAAUCUCCUCGGUCUGCUGCCGGCUGACCUACAGGGGGCUCCGCUUCGGCUCCAUCACAAAGGAUCCUCCCAAGGUGCAUCCUACUUUGCUCUGCCCUUGGCAGUCCGCUGCGAACACGCCUGUGGCGUGUCUCUGGGGCUCGAGGUGCAGCAGAUCGGUGGGGAUGCGGCGGCGCAGUGCUGGACCCCACAGAUCAAGUUCAAGCAUGCUGUGAAAUUGCACACUGCAGAGGAGCGCCUAUCAGCAGCAAUGCUGGCUCAGAAGCCCGUAUCCUUUUCUUUGCGGUGUCACCUUGCCACAGCGGUGGAGACUGUCAAGGCAGAGGUCUUUUACACACCGGAAGGCUCAGACACAGAGCGCACUGUGGCUUGUCUUGGCAAAAUGGGUCAGAUGCAACCUGGAUCCUCUUAUGCCUUUUUGUGGCCCGCGGAACCAGGUUUGGUGCUGAAGUCUCGCCCGCGUUUACGAGUGUGCUUCCAGCGCUACCAGGCUGUUCAAGCUUUCUUCCCGUGGAAGGACAUCAAAAGCACUUGGCCGCCCAACCCGAUGCCUGCAGCAGUAGUUGAGUGGCUGCUGCCUGUGCCAACAGCAGCUGCUGUUAGCAGCCAAAGCUUGCAAGUGGAGCUACAGGCAAGCAGCACGGGAACGGUUGGAACACCACUAGCCGUGCAGGUGCGUCUGAGGUAUGCCAGGUCCGUGGAUCAUGACGAAAUCAAGAUUCGCGUGCUGCAGGGUGAAGGCGAGGUUCCGGACCGGUACCUCCUUUCUGGGCCGACCUGCUACCAGGCUGCUUGCCUUCCCGAAGCUGACCCCAACGACAUUAUUCCUGGCUUUGCACUGAUUCCGCUGAAGCCGACUCUGCUGUUGGCUUCCGACAAUGACCGCUUGCUCAUCUCGGACAAGGAGGCCGAACGAUUGAGGGGCGUGUUGCGUGCGCGCUGCGGCGACAAACGCCUCCAAGUUGUGGAGCUGAAAGACUCUGGCCAUGCACCGCUGGACGGACGUGUAAACAUCGCCAAGCUUCUGAAGGACUCUCCAAUAUACAAGAAGCCCUCGUCACGCAACUAUGUUGAUGACUUCGAAUUCCCCACGCUCGAGAAGCUGGAGCAGGGCUCAAGAAACAUUGAGCCCAUAGCGGCUUUGGUGUCGCCAGUCUUCUGCAGCUGGGACGAAGAGAUGGGAAAGCGGAGGUUCGGGCUUGAGGGAGUGCCCGACCCCAAAGCCUUGGGCCGCCCGGUUCUCCUGGUUGGUAAUCAUCAGCUCUUUGCACUCGACUUAGGCCCACUUGUUCGUGAGUUCCUCAUCGAGAAGGGCUACGCUGCGAGAGGUUUGGCGCACCCGAUCAACUUUCCCGAAGUUUUCAGCAGCUUGGUGUCAACAACUGUCACAACGGAGGACCCAGGUUUCUUGGACUCCACAGGUCUUCCCUUCGAGCUUCGCGCAGCUGCGAAAGCGGGCCAGAAAGCAGUGGAGGAGCUCACCGGGCAAGGCAAGAAAAGUCAGCCCAUGGGACCUUUCGGCAUGGGCGCGGGUGAGCAUGCCGACAUGGAGAGUGAUGGUGAGCUGGGUGUGGGCGAGAACUUCGGGGUCGGCGGCGCAUUUGCGAAGUGGGGUGCAGUUCCUGUGACGCCGCGAAACUUUGUACGGCUGCUCCAGCGAAACGAGGCCAAUGCGGAUGCGGACUUGCGAUGUGACGUACAUGGCGUUACGGCGUUACGGUCUGUGGCUUUGGCUCGAAGGUCCGUCGGCGGCGGUCCCCUGCAGUUUUACCGAAGUCCGCGAUGUGCAGAACAUGGCACGGGUCGUUACCAGGAGGAUGCUCCACGAAGCCAAGAAAGCACUCAUUCUGAGAUUUUGGCUGCUGCGUUUUCUACGGCCGUGGCGCUCGACUUCUCUGUUACCGCUGAUGGGCGGGUGGAGUCGACCCAGGAAGACAUUGACAUCAAAGACUACGAGGAAUUUCGACAGAAGCACCGGAAGGAUCUGUACCAGCAGGAUUCCCUGAGCUACAAGCAGCGCUUUGAGAUGUUCCAGCGGAACAAAGCUUUGGUGACAGCACACAAUGCUCGAGAAGGCAUUACAUGGACUGCCGCGGUGAAUGUGUUCGCAGAUUACACCGAUGCGGAGUUCAAGGCCUUGCUGGGUCAUCGCCGUUUGGGCCGCUGGUGGCUUCCGAGGCCUUCCCUCCGACAACAGGCGUCUGGAGUGGUUCGGCGCGUCCACGAGGAGCUUGCAGCAGAAGUGGACUGGCGCAGGAACCUCGUGACCACGAACUUCGUCCAUCAACAGGGCUCUUGCGGAUCCUGCUGGGCAGUGGCAGCUGCGGGCGCGAUGGAGAUCCAUGCUGAGAUUGCCUUGAGGAAGCAGAACCAGCAGCAUCGCGACAAGGUGCCUCGAAAUGUGUCGUUCAAGCAGCUUGUCGACUGCACCCCAAAUCCAGAGCAUUGUGGUGGCGAGGGAGGCUGCCAGGGUGCUACCUCCGAGCUGGCUUUCGACUACACAUCACAGCAUGGCAUCUAUGAUGCUGACCAUUAUGCUGGAAACAUCAACAAAGACGAAGCGUGCAAAGCAGCGUCGAAGAAGUCGUCCCCGUACAUCCAGAUCCGCGGCUAUAUUCGGCUGGAAACCAACAAGCUCAAGCCUUUGAUGGAAGCGCUUGCCAAUGUGGGGCCGGUUUCCGUGUCUGUGGACGCGAGUUCCUGGAACCUGUAUGGAGGUGGCAUCUUCAACGACUGCAAGAGAGAUAGUAUCGUCAAUCAUGCUGUGCUUGCCGUCGGCUACGGCCGGGACUCCAAGUCCGGACUUACCUACUGGCUGAUUCGGAACUCGUGGGGCCCCGAGUGGGGCGAGAAGGGCUUCGUCCGGCUCCAGCGUCACGCCGCGGACGACGGCAAAUGGGACGACGGCUAUUGUGGGUUUGACUCGGAUCCACAGCAGGGGACCGGCUGUGAUGGUGGCCCGAGCACCGUCCCAGUCUGUGGCAUGUGUGGUGUUUUGUCUGACUCGUCCUAUCCGAAGGAUGUGACCGUUAGCCACUAG